Rhododendron vialii is the source of this 5475-nucleotide messenger RNA. RefSeq lists its product as uncharacterized. Gene Ontology annotation, biological process: SCF-dependent proteasomal ubiquitin-dependent protein catabolic process. NCBI's taxonomy places the organism in Eukaryota, Viridiplantae, Streptophyta, Magnoliopsida, Ericales, Ericaceae. Bases 120 to 1862 code for a protein of 580 amino acids. Gene Ontology annotation, cellular component: SCF ubiquitin ligase complex. The record is from RefSeq and is a predicted model, not a curated record. The transcript is spliced from 4 exons.
AGCCUUUUUCUUUUGAACUUUUAUCGCCCCGGUCGGUUUUCUAUUUGCCCAAAUCUCUCCACAGUCUCGUCAUCUUCUUCCUUCCUUCUUCUUCACUAUCUCAAACUGUACCAGCAAAAAUGGCCAUGAGUCACAAAGAUCUUCCAGACGAGUGCUGGAAAAUCAUAUUCAACAAAUUACACCAACAGCACCACUCUCAUCUCGAAUCCUCGUCCCUCUCCUGCAAGCGAUUCCUCUCCAUCACCAACACUCUCCGAACCAGCCUCAAAAUAUUCACCCAUACAGCGCUCAUCCCCCUCUCCGCACUCUUCACUCGUUUUCCGAACCUCAACUCCAUCUACCUCCGCUUCUUUCGCAGCGGAGAUCUCAACCGACUCAUCGCCGACAUCGCAACCUCCGAUUUAAACCUCGAAACCCUAGAUUUCACGGGAACCGAUGGCCUCCCUUUGGAGAGCUGGAGGUUACUAGGAUCCCGUAUGAAGAAUAUUAAGGUUUUGAUUUGUCCGAAUCUCCGCACGUUACGCGACAUUGAGUUGGUUGUUAUUGCGGAUUCCAUGCCCUGUUUGGACGAUCUGGAUAUCUCUCAUCCUUCAAAUUAUUUCGGGUCGGUUCCUGAACUACAGGGUCGGAGCCUGGGUGAAGUGGGCUUGACAGAUAGCGGCAUCGAGGUGGUGUCGUCGAAAUUGAAGGGUUUGAGAAUAAUCAACGUAUCUGGUAACGAAUUUCUCACCGAUAAGUCGCUUAUUGCUCUUUCCACGAAUUGCGUCUACUUGACAGAUAUUGUAGUUCUCAACUGUUCGUUGGUCACUUCAGACGGAAUCGAAUUCGUUAUGCGCAACAGUACCAAUUUGAGUCUAGUGUCAGUUGAUGGAAUUGGAUUCGGUUCAUUAGAUGACUGUUCGAUUCGUUGUGCAAGAAAUAUAUCAACUCUUGAAAUCCACGAUUCGGUAGUUCCCGAUGGAUAUCUCCAUUUGCUUGCCAAGGCUGGUAUUCCUUUAAAGAGUUUCACUUUAUCGCAUUGCGAGACCCUCACCUUCUCUGGAAUUUCAUCGGUUUUAAGCAAAUACUCGUCCCUGAAGUCUUUAUCUUUAGAUGGAAUAGAUGUGCUCACUGAUGAGAAAAUGAGUGAUUUAUCUCAAUAUCUCCCCGCUUUAGACACAAUAUGCCUCGAUUUUUGCGUUAAUCUAACUGAGUUAACCUUUUUUAAGCUUGCAAAGAAUUGUUCUUUGCUAGAGUAUAUUAGUAUGAUUGGAACGAAUCUUGGAGGAGGAGGAGACGAGGCUACUGAUAUUGUAAAAAACCCACGAAUCAAGUCUCUGAACUUGGAAGAUAAUUCGAAUCUGAGUGAUGAAUGUCUUGCAAAACUUGCUUCGGUAUGCCCUAGUUUAGAGGUGCUUCUUGUGUCCUCCUGUAAGGGUAUAACAGAGAAAGGCAUUGCUGAUUUCUUGAAGAGCUGCUCCAAGGUUAGGAGUUUGCUGAUCGAUGAAUGUGAGGGGAUUAAGAACAUUGGAAAUGGUUUUGAACUCUCCAAACUGGACUUCCUUGGUGCAACUAGAUCAGGGAUUGAUGAUGAUGGGUUGGUGGUUAUAGGGAAUAGAUGUCACGGGCUCCUGCAUUUGAACUUGGAAGGUUGCUUGGGGGUGACAACGGUAGGGUUGAAAGAAAUUUUGACAAAUUGUGAAAAAUUGAGAAAGAUAAAUUUGACUGGGUGUCUUAAUGUGAGAACGGAGACGGUAGAUUGGAUGGUGUUUUCAAGGCCAUCACUGAGGGAAAUUAUCCUGUCAUAUACAUCUUUGCCUUCUGAAAGCCAAAGGAAGCUGUUCUUGCUCCAUGGAUGUCUUGUUUCCACAAGGCGCCUAUAAAGGAACCAAGUUCCUAGAAGUGGCUUACACUUUGGCCAAGUUUGGACGGAAAUGCCCCUCGCUUCAAAUGCCUGAGAUUUUAUUUUGCUUCUUCUUGCGUAAGGGUGUUUUAGUGAUUUCGUGCUUAAAAGUGGUGGGCCAUGGCCAUUAUUUGGGUUAUUUACAGAUUACUUUAACGGUUUUCGGACUUUCAAUGUUUUCCCUCUACGUCCUUUUUUUUACUCACUAUUUUGUCUUUUUGUGUUGCUGGGUUUGGGGGCUAUUUGGUAAAAUUGCCCGCCUAGGUUACUGUUUGGCCAUUCAAUCCGGCUGAAAUUUAGGCUUCCUGUCUCCCAAAACCGGGUCAAGCUCUCAUCCAGUCACCCUUACCAUCCACUCCCGGCAAGUUGGCCAUUUUCCGGCAAACGUCGGUUUUGUUCAAUGAUCGAAUUUGUUCAUAUUGUAGAUCUCGUUGAGACUCACUAUCAUGUAAAAAAAUUAUGUCCAUUGGAUGUCGUUUAGUGCACGAUCGUAAUAAGUUUAUUUUGGAAAGAAAUACAUACCCACACUGGAUGCAAAUGAAUGUGUUGUACUAAACGAUAUCCGAUAGACAUGAUUUUUGACGUAGUUAUGCGCAUUGACGAGAUCUACAAUAUGAACGGAUCCGAUCAUUGAAUGAAACCAACAUUCGCUGGAAAAUGGCUGACUGGCUGGGAUUAGACGGUAAGGGCGACUGGAUGGGAGCUUGACCCCCCAAAAUUGUCUGCUGGCAUGAAUAAUUCACAAAAAUGCUAGGAAGAAGGGGAUAAGCGAAGCAAGAAUGGAAAACAGUACAAAAAUUGACGACCACGAUGGUGAAGGGUUUAAAAACCUCGAUGGUGUUGGGAAGGUGAGAGCGACCAUGUCGCCGGAGGAGACGAGCUAAGAGGCGGCUUGGUCAAUCAGUUCUUGAAGGCGAGCAUGUGUGAGGUCGAACUGAAUCGCGCGGUGGGAUGGGAAUUGGCCAGCGACCUGCUUUAGUAAUCUGGUGAGCGUUGAACUUGCCAUUUUUCUGUGCGAUGUUAGAGAGAGAGAUUUUCCUGGUGGGAGGGCAACAAACUCACCAGUCCCAUCGACCAGCAGCACCGGCAAGCACAACUAGCGGAGCCGCCUUCACCUCAGCCUUGGCGAAUACAAUCGACACCACAUCAAGUUCAAGCUUCAGAUGCCGAAGAGAAGAAGUGAAUUCGAGUACGGAGAAGUCCGGACGUGCCUUCACAUCUCAGGUCUGCCUCUCAACUUUCUCUCUACUUUGUUAUGGUUACCUUCAAGGGUAUUGCAUUUGUGGCUCUAGAAUUUUUCACAUUUAAAAUUUAAUUUGUACAAGCUAUACAAGAAAAUUACUCCAUACUUAUCCAACCUGUUACACAGCUUGAUUCAAUUAUUGCUAAUGCUUCAUGGCGAUUCCGUAACUAUUCCAUUCCAAAAAUAGAAAGUUCAAACCAAUUGGGAUUUUUUGGCGAAGUAGAAUUUGCUACAAAAGCCGGCUAACGGGGGUAUUCCUGCAUAUGAGGACAUAGUAAUGGAGGGGUUGCAUAAUUGCACAAAGAAAUUCAGCACAAAUUCCAAUUGAAGGCGGAGCACGCGCCUUCUUUUAAUUAUAGGAUCUUCAGGAUGCAAAAACUCCGUGGAGAAAAAAAUGGGCGGGCCUAAUAAAGCUACAGUCUAUACAGGAGGACGUUUUAGAUCAAUUAAUUACAAAGCUUUUAACCAGCUCAACAUAAUGAGAACAUUUUCGCUUUUGAUAUUAUCUUUUUGGGAAAUGGAUACUUGGAUAUUAAUUUGUUUUCAAACGUAGGUAAUGAGUUAAUCUCAACAUGAAGGAAUUGUUUAGUCUGAGAGAUCUUUUCAUCUAAAUUAAUGGGCUUAGAGUUUAAUUUGAUAAAAAGGGGUCCAUUAUGCUUUUGUGGUAUGGACCAAUUAGUGUUGUUUUUUUUAGAUUGAGGAGAAGAGGAGCUGGAAAAAAAAAAGGAGAAGAGGAAACCAUUGCCAGAUUACAUUGACAAGGUCUAGAAGGAUGUGAACCUAAUAGGAGGGAGAUUUUAGUGGAUAGUUUGGCGGAGGUUUCUGAAGAGUGCAAGCUUUACUUUGAUAGUCUCUUUCAUUCCAUCUCUUACCUUGAUAGAUUUUUGUCAACAAAUGCACUCAAUAGGCAGAUGCUUCAAUUGCUCCGGUUGUUGGGUGUUUCUUCAAUGCUUGUGUCAUAGCAAGCUUUCAGACCCUCUUAAAACUGCUUGUGGUUAGAGUUUUUAUGAUACUAAUUUGGGUGAUGAUGUUCGUUCUUUGGUCCUUAACUUAUUUCCAGUUAUUGAAAUUUCCCCUUCCAAGUUAAAUUAGAAAAUUUGGUCAUAAGCCUGUUCUGAUCUGAUUCUGUUUUUCUCUUAACUCAGGGGUAAUAAACUCGAUUACUACAAUUAUUGGGUUUGGGAUGAGUGCCAGUUUCAUUGAGUUUGUCUGUAUCAGAUUGCUUUGUGGAAGACUCAGAGGAGUUGAGUCCUGGCAAAUGAUUGAGAUCGACUCAGGGAUUGAUCUUAAGCAGUGUUGCAAUGGCAAACAGUAGCGGUGCUAGCUGUAGCUGUUGGGGAACACAAAGGAGACUUUGUCUUUGUUCCGUGUGUUCCAUUGCAGAAUUAACGGCAGAAGUUUUACUCAAAGUUCAGGCACCUUCACCAUGACUUCAGGUCAGACUAUUUCCAAAGUCUUAUUUGGUUGCGAUUUUCAAAGACCAGUAUCCUGAGCUGUUCAUAUGUGUAGAUUUGCUCAAGCAGUAUGGAAACUCUCUCCUCUUUGUCCUGACUCUGCGAGGAAGGGGAGAAGAUUUUUGGGAUUGGUUCACAGUAGUGGUGAAGAAGAAUCCAGGAGAUCACUGGCGUGUGCAAUUAUUUGGAGAAUUUGGAAGUGCAGGAAUGAUGCCCAUUUUUUUGGCCGUCAGUGUGAUCAUGUGGUGGUAGUCAAUAUUGCGUGUAAGGACUCGACUGAUUUUUUGGAUGCAAACAAGCCCAUUGAACUGCCGAGGAUGGAUACGGGGUUGGGACCAGUGAAUGAGCCUUAGAGAUGGAGUCCUCCGGAAGAUGGGAUUAUCAAGAUUAAUUUUGAUGCAGGGGUGGAUGUCCAGAGUCGUUAAGGUGGGUAUGGUAGGGCGAGAGGCGCUUUUUGGCAGCUAGAUGUUUGGCUUUGAAUGGUUUCUCUACUCCACUGGUUGCUGAAGCAAUAGCUGCUAGGGAAGGCCUUAUUUUUGCAUCUGAGCUGGGGUUUACGUGUAUUCAGAUUGAAGGGGAUUCCUUAAGCUUUAUUCGAAUGGUUAAAGGGGAACAAGUUAUUCACUGUGAUGCUGAAGUUCUUGAGGAAGAUGUCAGGAGAUUGGCGUGUGACUUUUGGUUGUGUGAGUUUAGUUUUAUUAAAUGUAGUGGUAAUAGUGUUGCUCAUUGUUUAGCUUGUCGGGGUUAUGGUUGUGUAGGUACUUCCACCUGGGAAUCCUAUCCGCCGUUGUGGCUAUCCACCCCUUUGUUUAAGGAUGGAUAUGCCCGUUGAUGUUUGGUUCGCAUCUUUUUAUCAAUGAAUGGAUUAUCCAUUGGCAAAAAAAUAAAAAAUAAAA